AUGGUCUCCCCAGCCAUUGCGCUGGCGUUCAUUCCUUUCAUGUUCACUCUGAUUCUCCGCUACCGACACUACUUCCUACUCUUCUACCGAGCAGUCUUGGUUCGACGGCUGCAGGACUACUUGACUGGCAUUCCCAAGGACGAAAGGGCCUUCCAGUAUGUCCUCACUCAUGCCAUCCCUGGAGACCCAGUGCACAUCUUGGAGACCUUUGACCAGUGGAGUUACCACUGCGAGUACCUCAGUAAUCUGGGACCCCAGAAAGCUAAAAUCCUGGAGCGGCUGAUCUACGAGAAGGCCCCCCUCUCUGUCUUGGAACUGGGCACCUACUGUGGCUAUGCAACCAUCCUCAUAGCCCAGUCCCUUCCACUGGGCGCUCGUCUUUACACAGUGGAGAUGGAUGCACGCAAAGCAUCGGUGGCUGAGAAAGUGAUCCGCCUUGCUGGCUUCGACGACGACACGGUGGAGCUGAUUGUGGGGUCCUCGGAGGAAGUCAUCCCCCAGCUCAAAGAGAAGCACGGGCUGCUCCAAGCUGACUUCGUCUUCAUGGACCACUGGAAACGCUGCUACCUGCGGGACCUGCAACUUCUGGAGGCCCACAACCUUCUGCCGGAGGGGGCCACCAUCCUGGCCGACAACAUCAUCUUCCCGGGGGCACCCCAGUUCCUGCAGUACGUCAAGGCCUGUGGCAAGUACCAGUGGAAAUUGCACCGGACCAGCCUGCAGUACUUCCGGGCCAUUCGUGACGGCAUGGCUCAGCUCACCUAUAUAGGUCUAAAAUGA
Eublepharis macularius is the source of this 780-nucleotide messenger RNA. RefSeq names its product transmembrane O-methyltransferase homolog. Gene Ontology annotation, molecular function: catechol O-methyltransferase activity. NCBI's taxonomy places the organism in Eukaryota, Metazoa, Chordata, Lepidosauria, Squamata, Eublepharidae. Bases 1 to 780 code for a protein of 259 amino acids. Gene Ontology annotation, biological process: developmental process; dopamine metabolic process; catecholamine catabolic process. The record is from RefSeq and is a predicted model, not a curated record. The transcript has 3 exons.